Molecule: messenger RNA, 751 nt
Organism: Pungitius pungitius (ninespine stickleback)
Lineage: Eukaryota; Metazoa; Chordata; Actinopteri; Perciformes; Gasterosteidae
Exons: 5
Coding region: 26-751 (241 amino acids)
Biological process (GO): response to bacterium
Source: RefSeq, a predicted model, not a curated record
UUUUAACUUCCGAUCAUCAUCACUCAUGGACGUGCUGCACACUUUUCUAGUGGCUCUCUUAGGAGUUGCAUCCUGCAGUCAUGAAUGGAUCUCUGGAUCAGUGUCAGUCAGACGAGGAGACAACAUCACUCUCUACUGUGAUUGUAAACCAUCAACUGGAGAAUUCAUAGUGUGGUUCAGGAACUGCUCUCAUGAGAACCAGCCUCCUCUUGUCAUUAAAAUAGACCGCUCACACAGAUUAGCAUACAAUCAGGGCCAGGACACCAAAGAUCCUCUGAAGAUUCUUCCUGGUUUUCAAUUUGUGAAAAACUCUUCUUCUGAUUCCUAUGACCUGCUGAUCAUGAACAUCACUGAUUCCGAUGAGGGACUCUACUACUGUGGAACUGAACAGAGAAGUAUAGAGGAUAAAGAAUUCAUUGGCUCUGAAACUGUUUACAGAAACGGCAACGUCACAACAAAGAUCUCGAUCAGUCCAGACCCCAGCGAGCUGGUGCUGUUCUCCUUGUGUCCAGCUAUUGCUGUUGUAUCCUCUCUCUUCUCCUCUCUCCUAUCUUCUCUUCUAGUUUAUCAUCUCUGUCAGAAAAAAGCUCCACAACCUGAUCAGCAAACACCUAAAAGAAGACAGCAUGGGGAUGAAGAUGUGUGCUAUGCUGCAAUGGAAAUCCAACAGACAUCACAGAGACCACAGAAGAAGAAGAUCCAGAGUUCUGACUUCAGCACCUAUUCUGCCAUCAAUACUUCGAGGAUGUAG